This is a messenger RNA of Eptesicus fuscus (big brown bat), 764 nucleotides long. It is a transcript of the gene SPA17, whose product is annotated as sperm autoantigenic protein 17. Lineage: Eukaryota; Metazoa; Chordata; Mammalia; Chiroptera; Vespertilionidae. The coding region runs from base 141 to 590 and encodes 149 amino acids. Gene Ontology annotation, molecular function: calmodulin binding. The transcript has 5 exons. Gene Ontology annotation, biological process: binding of sperm to zona pellucida. The record is from RefSeq and is a predicted model, not a curated record. Gene Ontology annotation, cellular component: sperm fibrous sheath; cytoplasm; sperm principal piece.
GCCCCUCGUCCCUUCUCGGCCGCCGUAGUGGAGUAAAAAAAAAAAAAAACGGUUCCUCAGCAACGAGAACAAACAACUGGAACCACCGGCACCAGCUCUGGGAGAACCAAGAGGUACCAUAGGCAGUUCCUUCCAAGAAGAUGUCGAUUCCAUUCUCCAACACCCACUACCGAAUUCCACAAGGAUUUGGGAAUCUUCUUGAAGGGCUGACACGUGAGAUUCUGAGGCAGCAACCGGACAAUAUACCAUCUUUUGCAGCAGCAUAUUUUGAGAGUCUUCUAGAGAAGAGAGAGAAAACCAACUUCGAUCCAGCAGAAUGGGGAAGUAAGGUGGAUGACCGCUUCUAUAACAACCAUGCAUUCAAGGAGCAAGAACCAGCUGAGAAAGAAAAGUCUCAGGCAGCUGAGAAAGAAAUGUCUCAGAAAGUGGAGACACCAGACACACCCUUAGAAUCUCCUGAUGAAGAUAAGGAAAAAGAGGAGCUGGCUGCUGUCAAAAUUCAAGCAGUGUUCCGGGGACACUUAGCCAGAGAGGAGGUGAAGAAAAUGAAACAAGAUGAGCCUGAAGAGAAAACACAGGAAGACAACUGAGGAGACUGGUUUUGCCCCCCCAGAAAACAUGAAAAAAUAAUUCAAAUCCAUCAACCAUGUUGUGAUUGUCGUUUUUUUUCUUCCUAAGGGAGAUUGGAUGUAGUGGAAUAACAUUGGCUGCUGUUGUGAAAAUCUGUCAUCAGCAUUUGUUUAAUAAACAUGCCAUUGAACACA